Molecule: messenger RNA, 5929 nt
Organism: Anopheles merus
Lineage: Eukaryota; Metazoa; Arthropoda; Insecta; Diptera; Culicidae
Product: putative leucine-rich repeat-containing protein DDB_G0290503
Exons: 7
Coding region: 1353-5900 (1515 amino acids)
Biological process (GO): microtubule anchoring at centrosome
Cellular component (GO): centrosome
Source: RefSeq, a predicted model, not a curated record
AAAAAUCACACGACCGAUUGGGAGAAGUGAAGUGAAAGACGAUAUCCACAGCAAGGGCCAAAGACAACAGAAGGUUCAAUACAAUCGUACUUCCCCAUCGAUUCGCAACGCCGUGCCCUACACAGAUGUUCCCCCAGUUGGCUGUUUUGUGCACCUGUCCCAAAACGAAGAAUCUUCCCCUGUGCAUCUAAACCGUGAAUGUUUCGUUACGGCGUACAGGUUUUUUUUACAUAAUUGAGUGAUUUUUCGGGGUUCUGAAGUGUUUGAUGAUAUGCACGUCACGAUACAUGGGGGUUAGUGGGUAUGUGUUUCAGUAAGUACGAUUGCGAGCAGUGAGUGAGUGCAGCACGCGAUAAGCGGACGGGAGGAUACACAGUGAAACGUACGGGUCACAAACAAACGCAAAAGGGCUGUGUGAGCGCGCAACCAUACACAAACACGCGCAGGGAAGCGAGGAAGAAAAAUUCAAUUGAUUUUCUCCCUUCUCCCCCUCCCAGAAGGUGCGAUGCGGUUCCGUGGUAGUGGUGACGGUGCUCAGCUAAUGAAUUCGGGAACCAAGCUGCCGCUGCUGCUUGUGCUACUGCUGAAACCCCUUACGGCGGAUCAUUUCUGGACGGUUCGGCGACCGACGGUGCUGUGAAGCGUCUUGUGUGCUGUGCUCUGCAGGGUUGUGUGUCAGAACAACCGCGUUCCUGUCCUACUUAACGUUCCUGUGUGGUGGUGGUCAUUUGUGAAGCGGAAAGGGUUGAAGGACAAGUGACCACUUUUGUGAGUGUGUAGUGUGCUGUGUGCUGGUUUUAUAUUGUUAGUCUGUAGAGUGUAUCGUGAAGAAUGUCGACCAUCGCCGCCGUCGUCGUCGCCGCCCUGGCUUGUGGUGUCAUCGGAUAAGGCAGGCAAAUCAUUCAUAUUGCUCAGAGGCUGCUACUGCUGCUGCUCGGAUUACUGUCGACGUGCAUCGAAAGUAGCGCUUCAGGCGCCGCCAUCUCUGAUCGCUCGAGAGGGGGACGCAGAAGACGCAAAAAAGGCAACAUCCAAAGUGUGUUGUUCGGUGUGAGAAAGUUAAGCUAGUUUGCGUUCGUGUCUAGUGUUGGAAAGUGGCCCUUGUUUCAUUUCCCCCCGUACGCAUUAAGGGCAGUGGUGUGCAGCACAGUUGCACGGGGUAUAGUGUUGUCACGCGCGAGUGUAUACGUGUGUGUGAGUGUGUGUGUAUGUGUGCGUUUGUCUGUGUCCGCUGUCCACUGUUGUGUGUGAAUGCGAAAUAGUGUAUCGGUUGUUUGCUGCUAGUCUGAUUUCUCAUCAACUGGUGGUGGUGCUGGUGGUGUUGGUGCUCGUCGGCCGUAAAGAAGAGCAACAUGGCGCUCUCCUCCGAUCCAUACGAACAGAAGCUGUAUCACAUGUUCCAGGCGCACAGCAGCCCAGGCAAUGGUGCGCUCGAUCGAGACGCGCUGGUCAAGCUGUGCCACACGCUGGAGCUGAAGGAGCGGGGCCAUCUGCUGGUCAAAUGUUUGAUGACCGGGUCGAAGACGCACGUCAGCUUCCGGGAAUUCCGCGAAGGCCUACUGCACAUCCUUGGCGGGAACGAUGGAUCGAGCACCCAGCCCGCCGGCACCGGCGACCUGGACGCUGCUGCUACGUCACCGUCCACGCGGUCGAGGGAAACGUACGAAGAAUCAGACUCCGAUCAUCCAGAUCAGCAGUCGCAGCAGCAGCAGCAAAAGCAGGAAGUACUGGAUCAACAAAUGGCUUCCUAUGCCUCGCCAGUUUGCCUUACGACCUCUGGCAAAGCCAACCACAUAGGUGGAAACGCGGGCAGCAACAGCAGCACUAUUAGUAGUACAUCGAGCAAUUCGUCUACAUCCGGUUCGCCGUCAUUCCACAGUGCUGGAGGCAAGUUUUCGAACGGCGGUAGCAGUAGCAAUAGUGGCAGCACACAUAAGCACCGAUCGCCGACGCAACAUCGCAGUAGUUCAGCUCCGAAACCCUUCCACGGCAAGACAGAAACUUCGGGCCACAAGCUACCCCACGAGGAGGAGGAGGAGGAGGUGGUGGAUGAGAAGGUGAAGAAGAACGUUAGCCUUUCGACGGUAAUCGGUCAUGCGAAGACACUACCGCACGACAAGCAGAAGACGAGCGUUGAUGGCGUUCCGGUGGAUGAUAACGAAUUCAUGAGUCAGCCCAUCGUCAAUCUUACGCCGAAUCGUGUGGCCGAGGUGGAUGAAACGUCGGAUCGGGAAGUAUCGCCGAAGUUUGUCGUCGGCACGAAGAAGUACGGUCGCCGGUCAAGGCCACGGGAGGACGUGAACGGGCUCGACUCGUCUUCGCUUUCGUCCAACUCGGAUAAUGAAUCGGUCACCGUGAAAUCGGCGGCAAGGAAGACAGCAGCAGCAGCAGCAGCCGCCGCCGAGGAAGAGGAGCCGAUUUCCGUGCAUCAUGUUCCUGGCAGGACGCGCCAAAGCUUCAUCACCGGCACGGGGACUGUUGCCUCGUCCAAGGUGCAACGGUCGGCAUCGCAGAGCGACAUACACGGCUCGAAACGACGCCGACCGGUAAUGGCUGGUGGGACGGGUGUGAAUCGGUUAAAACGGUGUGCCUCCCUGCCGACGCACCGGCAGCGUCCAACGGUGGUGGAAAGCAAACGCAACACUACCACGGUCACGAUACGCGAGCAGCUGCACAUGGACGACGAUCGGAUCGAUCAAAAGAUCUACUUCAUGAAUCUGUCCGAGAAUCUGCGCGAAAUCUGGGACUCGCUGCUGCUCGACUCCGACCGCCGGCAUGGCGAUCUGCUGAACCAGGCCCAGCUGGAGGAGGUGUGCGAGCGGGUAGGGCUGCAGAAAGUGCCCGCCCGGUUGGCCGCCCAGGAAGUGUUUAACAAGCUGUCGCUGCAACCGAUCGAGGGUAUCGGGUUUGAGGAAUUUAUUGCCCUGCUCGAAAGCAACACCGAUCUGCUGCCGAUGAGUGAAACCAAGGAACUGCAGCUAGGUGAUUGCGGUACCGGCGGCAGUCCCACGGUCACCCCGUCCGUCGUUUCGCCGGAAGAAAGUGCUUUCACGCUUGCAAUGCCGCCAGAUUGGACGUCGGAAAUCGGAUCGCUGGCUGCUUCCAUCAUCAUCGACAUGUGGGAAUCGGCGGGCAUUGAUGCGCCGGCCAAUUUGCUGCACGAUCUUGGAUUCGAUCGAGACGUAAUACAGGUGGCCGAUUUGGUGCAGGCGCUCGAGGAGGAACACCAGCGGCUUGUGAGCGGUCACAUGAACAGCAGCACGAUCAGUAACAUUAGCAGCAAUCCGUUCGACGAUGCUGCACUCAUCGUACGAGCGUCGCUGGCACUGCACAAGGCAGAGGUGACCGCACUGCGCCAGGCGUUCCAUCAGUUGGUGGAGGAGAACAAGAAGCUGUACGCGGACAACAAGGAAGUUAACCACCGGGCAGUGCUGCUCGCGCAGGAAGUGGAUGAGCGACACAACUCGCUGGAAAACUCGACCCGCACGAAGAUACGGCAUCUGGAGCAGCGCCACCACGAAACGGUUAAAGAGCUCUCGUCGCAGCUAGCCUUCGAGCGGGAGCAAUUGUCACACGCGAAUGCAAUGCUGGAAAAGCGCAUCCAAACGCUGGAGGGCGAGGAGGGAAAGCUGAAAACGGAAAUCUCUCGCCUGGCGGAGGAAAACGACGAGCUGCGCCAAGAUCAGGAGAAUCUGACGAAGGAGAUUACCGACCUGCUGGAGAAAAACAUCAAACUCAAUCGGGACAUAGCGGAGCUGGAGGAAAACAACCGCAACGAUUAUGCAGACGACGACGAGUGUGGCUUUGUGCGCAAGGACAGCGAAGAGGUGCUAGAUUUGAUCGAUCGGAUAUCGUUGCUGCAGAGCGAAAAUACGGGUCUGCGCGAUAAGAACGACGAGCUGAGUGCCGAGAUAGAGACGCUCAACGUUGAGCUGAGCAAGUUCAAGCUGAAACGCUGCACAACGGCGGCGGAGGACUUAAGUGCAACGGGAAGUGCAGAUGGCCCGGCUAGCUCAGCAGCUAUCAAGCGACGGGGAGAUUCACCGAGCAAAACGCGAUUGGCGGACGAAAGCCAUCGGUUGGGCAAAUUCCGCCGAUGCAGCAACGAGAAUGACAUCGAAUCGGACUCCUCAUCGGGCGAUUGGAUGGCACUGCAUUCGGAGCUGGGGCAGAGUCUGCGGGGCGCUGAGGUAGCUGGUUGUGCGGAGCUGACCGGUGCAUCGUCCGGAAUUUCAAGCAUGAACGAAUCAUCAUUGAGCCGUGACGAUGAAAUCAAAACGCUGCGUGCGAGAAUUGAAGAGCUCGAGGUGCAGCUAAAGGAAGCGAAAAAAGAAAUCGCACUUCCGGAACAGGUGCCGGCCGCAGAAGUGUCGGCCAAUGUCGCAGUUACGUCCAGCGAGGUAGCAGUACCAACACCGGCCGAGAACUCCACGCCGACGAAGGAGGAGGAAUGCAAAAAGCUGAAGGCACGGUGCGAAGAGCUCGAAUCGAGUUUGGAGCAAAUGCGCAAGGAGUACGAAGACUGUGAGGAUUACUGGCAGACGAAGGUGAACGACGAGCGGCUGCUGUACGAAGAGGAGCAACGUAUGAGCGAUGAAAAGUUCACGGAGCUGCUCAAGAAGGUGGCCGAAUACGAGGAACAGUUUGCCGGUAAUUCCAAGAUGGAAAAGGAUGGUCGUUUGUCGCCUAUCGACGAAAAGGAUGGGUUGGAGCAGCAGUAUCUCGAGCUGGAAGCGGACUUCGAGCAGGCGCAGCUGGCACUGGAAGAGAGGACGUCUGAGGUGGAGAAGUUGCGCCGCAGGAUACAGGAAAUGGAACAGAUGCACAAAUAUCCUUCGGAGAUGCUACUUUCCCCAUCACCGCGUGUAGAAACACCGGAUGUAGAGGAUCGUCCAGCCAGUUCCCCGAUCAGCUACUUGUGGAAUCAAAGUACAAUCCAGCGGCCAGUGCGGGAUUAUCAAAACCCGAACUGGCGUCCUCCUACCGUGUCGAAUGCAAUUUCUGAAUCGAUUCUGGUUGAAGAAAAGUGUUCGAUUGCGGUGGCGACGCCGUUGAACGCUGAGGGGGUGACUGAAAACAAAAGAAGCGAGUUUAUGGGUUCGUCUACCGAGGUCGACGAUGUAGCUGCUGUGCCGUCAAGCUUCGAUCGCAUUAUUUCACCGAUUCAGAAACCAACCACCGUUGUUGGCAGCUUCGAUGGGGAAAGCUCCUCCGGUGCGAAAGAAGACGAAAGUCAACAUUGUACUACUGUGGCCGUGUUGGAUCAGGUUGAUGCGUCGGACGCAUGUUCAGUUAAAUCAGCGCGCAGCACUCACAGUCUCGCUUCGACGCACAGCAUCCAACAUUCGAUUGCCAAUUCCGAGGGAAGUACGAGCGGGGUGCAAACGAAACAUCUGCGAUUGAUGCAGCUACAGCUGCAGGAUGAAAUUAAAGACCUUACGCAUGAGCGUGAUUGUCUAAUGAUGGAGCUGCAGCAGCUGAAAGAAGCCAAGUCGGUAUUGGCCAGAUCCUACGCCAAGACGGCUUCACAUCCUAACCAGAUGCAAAAAAUACAGAACCUAGAGCAAAAGAAUCGCCAUCUACAGCUGAUGGUGAAGCAACAGCAGCAGUAUACCGAAUCCAUCUUGCAUCAAAUUUGGCAACAGCAGCGCAGUGAAAUUAAUGAUCUGCGCAACCGGCUGGAGGCACAGUGCGUUGUGAUAUCGGAUCAGGCGGCACGGCUAGCCAACAACGACAUACUAGUCAAAGACAUGUACGCGGAGAACUCGCAGCUUAUGUUGCAGGUGCAGCGGCUGGAGCAUCAGUGCAAUCGUGCCAACUGGAUGCAACAGUACAACCAAUCCAACUCAUCUUCCGGGAGCCACCACGGUUUGAGCGGCAUCAUGCCUGGGCUGCCGUAGCGCCGCUGCUGCGUCCUGACUGCGUCCGG